AUGGCUCCAUCUGCUAUCAAUGACCAAGUUUCAUCUGAAAUAGUGACGGUUAAACCCUGGAGUCGUCCUUCGCACACGAAAGAGGACAUUGACUGGGCGCCAUUGGUUGAGAUUGACUUAUCUCGCUUCGACGCACCCGGCAGAAAGCAAGAGCUCGCAAAGCAACUAUAUUACGCUGUUACACAAGUUGGCUUCUGGGUGGUUGUUGGACAUGGAAUUGAAGAUGAGCGUGUUAUGCGCCAAUUCAGUAUCGGCAAUGCCUUUUUUCAAGAGCCGCUGGAGGAAAAGCGAAGCUUUGCCUGCAACUUUGCCGAGGGCGAGUAUUUCGGCUACCGUGAAAAUGAGAGAUGGAUUGGGGACACCGGGGUAAAAGACAACAUUGAAAUGCUUAAUAUCCCUAAACCGAUCCCUGAAUGGGAGGACCUUCCUAGACAUAAGAUCGUGCGUCAAAAUUUUGAUGAGAUAGCGAGCUUCCAUCGAGAUCUUUUUCAUAAUGUCAUUCGAAAGUUAUUUAUCUUGAUGGCAAUUAUUUUGGAGCUACCAGAAGACUACCUGGUGAAUGCCCAUGGCUAUGACAAGCGAUCCGAUGAUCACCUACGAUACAUGAUUUAUAACACUCGGACCCAAGAAGAUUGGGACAAAGCCCAGGCCUAUACCAAAGGAGGUCAUACCGACUUUGGCAGUUUGACCCUAUUGUUUUCGCAGCAUGUUGCUGGGUUGCAGAUCCGGACAACAGAAGGGGCGUGGAAAUACGUGAAGCCAGUUGAGGGUGGGAUUACAUGCAAUAUUGCCGAUACUUUAUCCUUCCUGACCAAUGGAUUUCUGAAAUCCACGAUUCAUCGCGUUGUCACACCUCCUAGAGAUCAGAUCGAUAUUCCUCGUCUUGGGUUGCUCUAUUUCUGUCGACCCGGAGAUCAUACUAUUAUGAGGACAGUACCAUCACCUGUGCUGGAUCGUCUCGGCCUGCUAACUGAAAAUGAUAAAGACACGAGCAAGAGUGUUGCCACAGGCACGGAAUAUGUACGCGCCCGUGUUCGGGAUGUGCAUCAUAAGAAGGUGAUUGACAAGAGGGAAAACACCUCGUUUGAGUUCAAGGGUCUGAAGGUCGCAAAUCAUUAUGAAUAG
Molecule: messenger RNA, 1125 nt
Organism: Penicillium nucicola
Lineage: Eukaryota; Fungi; Ascomycota; Eurotiomycetes; Eurotiales; Aspergillaceae
Exons: 3
Coding region: 1-1125 (374 amino acids)
Molecular function (GO): dioxygenase activity
Source: RefSeq, a predicted model, not a curated record